Molecule: messenger RNA, 3186 nt
Organism: Phytomonas sp. EM1
Lineage: Eukaryota; Euglenozoa; Kinetoplastea; Trypanosomatida; Trypanosomatidae
Source: the annotation of a GenBank genome assembly
AUGAGCGCGACAGAAGAAUCCACGAAGGUGGAGCAGGAGUCACGCGACUUCAUCUACAGACUUCAGGAGAUUUACUGUAAAAACGAAUUGCAUAAUCAGCUUGAACACAUGCUGGGAGCGCCAACAAACUCAGACGAGAGGCAGGCCUUUUACGAAGAUGUGGACUCCCUAGUAAAACUGUAUAUGCUCAAAGUUGACGAGUUGUCCGCGUCCAACAGUGACAACCACACCACUGAGAAGGCGCUAGAUUCAGCGGAGGCCAUCGUACACGCGCUUGCAUGCGCCAUCAACAGCCAUGGAGCAGAUGAUGAUGCGCCUGAGGGUGAAGACGACGAAAUUCCGUUGGAAAAAGUUAAGAAACUAUAUGAAACACUGGCCGCAGCGUUAACACCAUCCAACGUUGAAGCGGCGUUAGUGGUGGGGGCGAUGCAACUCGCCGUGGAGUCUCAAAAGGCAGCAGAGGAGGCUGGGAAGCAGAAACAAUCUAGAGAAGGUGCAGAGACAAUGGACGUCUCUCCCAUGGAGCGCAAGGCCGCCAUGAAGGUUUCUCCCGAGGAGCUCUUCCGCAUGGCGCAACACGUGCGCAGUGGUUUGGCAGACGAGUCUGACCUUUUGAAUCUCCGCGCUGAGGAUGAAGACGAUGACGCGGUUGAGUUGAAUGAGGCCGAUCCCCGUUUCUUGCGUAACCUUGGGCUUUCUUCCUUCCGUCGGAAACUGAAUUAUCGUAUGUUGUUACCCUCUCAACAGCUACGCGAGGCUCGUACACCCUGGCAGCGACAGAACGUUCUCGAUCGCUUAGCCCAGAGCACGCAGGGUAACCUCAAUCGCCUCAACAGUAUGGAGCGCGUGGCGGAGAUGCAGAUGCGAAUUACGAUGGAUCGCCGCAUGAUUGCACGAAAAGAAAAGCGUCGGCAGGAGCAGCAGUCCUCGGAAGCGCCUGCCUCGCCUACCGCCGCGGAUGAAACGGAAGACAUCCCCGCUACUGCCGGCAGUAAAGCGAGUCUUGUGUCCUUUUCCUCACGGGACAUUCUCCACACGGAGCUGGACGAGGUACCGGGGGAGGGUGGCUUCCGGCCUCGGGAUCUCCCAACAAAAUUGCCACCGUGGAUGCGACACAGCUUUGGAAGCAAACCACACUUUGGUAUCCCACCCAGCACCCAGGACUUGCAGCGACAGCGCCGCUCGCUUCCUAUUUACCAUAAACGUGAUGAUAUUCUCCAAUACGUCGAUACCCAUAGCGUCACCAUUUUGGUUGGUGAGACGGGCAGUGGGAAGACGACGCAGAUCCCGCAGUACCUUGCAGAGCACGGCUACGCCAAGAAGGGCAUCAUCUGCUGCACACAGCCACGGCGUGUGGCGGCGGAAACGUUAGCCAUGCGUGUGGCCGAGGAGUACGGCUGCCGUCUUGGGGAAGAGGUUGGCUACACUGUGCGCUUCCGCGACGUGACCUCGUCGCUCACGCGGAUCAAGUAUAUGACAGAUGGUAUGUUAUUACGGGAAGCUCUUCUAGAUGAUAGCUUCGCGCGCUACAGUGUAAUUAUUCUCGAUGAGGCUCACGAAAGGUCCAUUAACACGGAUCUUCUCUUUGCUAUUGUGCGCAAUGCUCUGCAGAAGCAUACGGACCUCAAGGUUAUGAUUACUUCAGCCACGCUGGAGACCAAGAAAUUCUGUGAUUACUUUGGGAUCGAUCAGCCCUUUAUGAUUGAGGGGCGCACGUUUCCAGUAGAUACGUACUACCUUGCCGAACCCACCUCUGAUUACAUGCGCACCGCACUUCAGACGGUCAUGAAGAUUCAUUUACAGGAGCCCCCAGGUGAUGUACUUGUCUUUCUUACUGGGCAAGAGGAGAUCGAGACGGGCGGCGAAAUGUUAUUCCAUUGGAUGGAGGCCUUGCGCAAGGCUUCAGAUACUCCCAUCCCUGACAUGUUGGUACUACCACUGACAGCUACGAUGCCGCAGGAAGUGCAGUCCCGUGUUUUCGAGGCCACGCCACCCGGUUGUCGCAAGGUUGUGCUCGCCACCAAUGUGGCCGAGACGUCCAUUACAAUUAACAACCUUUACUACGUCGUGGACAGUGGCUACUGUAAACAGAACCUUUAUAACCCAAAACGCGAGGUGGAGCAGCUCAAAGUGGUUCCCGUUUCGCAAGCGCAGGCGGAGCAGCGCAGUGGCCGUGCGGGGCGUAUCGGACCCGGAAAGUGUUUCCGCAUAUACACCGAGUUGCAGUUCCGUGAGGACAUGGCGCCGGAGACGGUGCCGGACAUCAUGCGUGCUAAUCUUUUUCAUGUAACGCUUCAGCUGAAAGCGAUGGGGAUUGAUCUCUUCAGCGUCGAUCUUAUGGACCCUCCGUCGCAGGAAGCGAUUGUGGCAGCAUUGGAAAAGCUGCGCUACCUCGAGGCGCUGGACGACGAUGGGUCACUGACGCCUUUGGGUGGGCGCAUGGCGCAGCUCUCUGUGGAUCCUUUCCAGAGCAAAACUCUCCUUACGGCCGUUGAUUUUGGUUGCAGCGAGCCAGUUUUGACUAUUGUGUCGAUGCUUGCUGCACAGAAGCGUGGUAUUUUCUACCGUCCACGUGAUCGGCAGGAGGCUGCGGACGCCGCAAAGCGGCAGUUUUGGCAGCCGGAGGGGGAUCAAAUCACGCUCAUGGUCGUGUACAACAUGUGGGUUGAGAAUGGGAUGUCGGAGGAGUGGUGCCAGCGCAACUUCGUCAAGUACCGCAUGCUGGUCGAGGCUCGUGAUACGCGUGAUCAACUUAAGGAUAUGCUCACUCGUCGAUACACAAAUAUUUCCCACGCAAAUGACGACAAUCUCAAUGAGGUUCGUCGCGCCAUUACCGCUGGGUACUUCUUCCACGCUGCGAAGCGAGUGGACUCUCAUACGCGGUCUUUUGUCACCUUAGCGGAGCGCCGUGAGGUAUACGUCCAUCCGUCUUCGGUGCUAAUCGAUGACCCACCUAAAUACGUUCUCUACGACGACAUCCGCUUGACUAACAGAGAGUACAUGCAGGAGUUGCUUACUAUUGAGCCGAAGUGGUUGGUGGAAUUAGCCCCGGCUUUCUACACGCGUCCCCCCAAAGGCCGGCGUCUUACCCGUGAGCAGGAGGCCGAGCGCUUCACACCUCUGCUAAAGUCCUGGGAGACCGGCAGCUCGUGGCGCAUUUCAAGACAGCGGAAGCAGCGCCGCUAA